Mustela lutreola (European mink) is the source of this 7004-nucleotide messenger RNA. It is a transcript of the gene SLITRK3, whose product is annotated as SLIT and NTRK like family member 3. Gene Ontology annotation, molecular function: protein binding. Gene Ontology annotation, cellular component: postsynaptic density membrane; GABA-ergic synapse. NCBI's taxonomy places the organism in Eukaryota, Metazoa, Chordata, Mammalia, Carnivora, Mustelidae. The transcript is spliced from 2 exons. Bases 479 to 3415 code for a protein of 978 amino acids. The record is from RefSeq and is a predicted model, not a curated record. Gene Ontology annotation, biological process: axonogenesis; positive regulation of synapse assembly; regulation of presynapse assembly.
AAAACCCAAAAAACAAAACAAACAAACAAAAAAAACAACAAAAAACGAAAACCCAGAGACGGAGCCAGGACUCUCAGGACAGCGAAGCUCGACAGUGAAUCCAGAGCACCGAGAUUUUAAGUCCAAGAACCCAGUCCUAGGACACCUCUGCCUGCCUACCAUCGAAGGUAUAUAGAACUGUGGUCCGGAGCUCUCUGUCACUGGCGGCGUCAAGCUAGGUGAGCGCCUGGCUUUCCCAUUGGUAUGCAGCGACCAUUUCCCUUCAAGUCUCAAAGGUGGAAACACUUAAAAGGAUUACAAGCGUGAUUUGGUGGCCUUACUGAAAGUUGGUGGCAUGAAGAAAAGAAACUGCAAGGCUACGGCAUGUUGGAUACAAUUCAGCCUCCCAGAGAGUUUGCACCUCCCGCUGGGCAGCCCCUCGGAGCAGAUCUCGGAGAUCUAGAGCGCUCUGCACCGAUAGUUUUGUAAGCAACUACGAAUGAUGAAACCUUCCAUAGCUGAGAUGCUUCACAGAGGGAGGAUGUUGUGGAUAAUUCUUCUAAGCACAAUUGCUCUAGGAUGGACUACCCCGAUUCCCCUGAUAGAGGACUCAGAGGAAAUAGAUGAGCCCUGUUUUGAUCCAUGCUACUGUGAAGUUAAAGAAAGCCUCUUUCAUAUACAUUGUGACAGUAAAGGAUUUACAAAUAUUAGUCAGAUUACUGAGUUCUGGUCAAGACCUUUUAAACUGUAUCUGCAAAGGAAUUCAAUGAGGAAAUUGUACACCAACAGUUUUCUUCAUUUGAACAACGCUGUGUCCAUUAACCUUGGGAACAAUGCAUUGCAGGACAUUCAAUCAGGAGCUUUCAAUGGUCUUAAGAUUUUAAAGAGGUUAUAUCUACAUGAAAACAAACUAGACAUCUUCAGAAAUGACACCUUCCUUGGCUUGGAAAGUCUGGAAUAUCUGCAGGCAGAUUACAAUGUCAUUAAACGUAUUGAGAGUGGGGCAUUUCGGAACCUAAGUAAAUUGAGGGUUCUGAUUUUAAAUGAUAAUCUCAUUCCCAUGCUUCCAACCAAUUUAUUUAAGGCUGUCUCCUUAACCCAUUUGGACCUACGUGGAAACAGGUUAAAGGUUCUUUUUUACCGAGGAAUGUUAGACCACAUUGGCAGAAGCCUGAUGGAGCUCCAGCUGGAAGAAAAUCCCUGGAACUGUACAUGUGAGAUAGUGCAAUUGAAGAGUUGGCUGGAACGCAUUCCUUACACCGCCCUGGUGGGAGACAUCACCUGUGAGACCCCUUUCCACUUCCAUGGAAAGGACCUGCGAGAAAUCAGGAAGAUGGAACUCUGUCCCCUGUUGUCCGACUCUGAGGUGGAGGCUAGUUUGGGGAUUCCCCACUUGUCAUCAAGCAAGGAGAACGCAUGGCCAACUAAGCCUUCCUCAAUGUUGUCUUCUGUCCAUUUUACUGCUUCUUCUGUUGAAUAUAAGUCCUCAAAUAAACAGCCGAAGCCCACAAAACAGCCCCGAACACCAAGGCCACCUUCCACAUCCCAAGCUUUGUACCCCGGUCCAAAUCAACCUCCUAUUGCUCCUUACCAGACCAGACCACCAAUUCCCAUUAUAUGUCCUACUGGGUGUACAUGUAAUUUACACAUCAACGACCUUGGCUUGACUGUCAACUGCAAAGAGCGAGGAUUUAAUAACAUUUCUGAACUUCUUCCAAGGCCACUGAAUGCCAAGAAACUUUACCUGAGUAGCAAUCUGAUUCAGAAAAUAUACCGUUCUGAUUUUUGGAAUUUCUCCUCCCUGGAUCUCUUGCAUUUGGGGAACAAUCGUAUUUCUUAUGUCCAGGAUGGAGCCUUCAUCAACCUGCCCAACCUAAAGAGUCUCUUUCUCAAUGGCAACGAUAUCGAGAAGCUGACACCAGGCAUGUUCCGAGGCCUACAGAGUUUGCAUUACUUGUACUUUGAGUUCAAUGUCAUCCGAGAAAUUCAGCCUGCAGCCUUCAGCCUCAUGCCCAACUUGAAGCUGCUAUUCCUCAACAAUAACUUGCUGAGGACCCUGCCAACAGAUGCGUUUGCAGGCACAUCCCUGGCCCGGCUUAACCUGAGGAAGAACUACUUCCUCUACCUUCCUGUGGCUGGUGUCCUAGAACACUUGAAUGCCAUUGUCCAGAUAGACCUCAAUGAGAAUCCUUGGGACUGUACCUGUGAUCUGGUCCCCUUCAAACAGUGGAUUGAAACCAUCAGUUCAGUCAGUGUAGUGGGUGAUGUGCUUUGCAGGAGCCCUGAGAACCUCACCCAUCGUGAUGUACGCACGAUUGAGCUGGAAGUUCUCUGCCCAGAGAUGCUGCACAUCCCACCAGCUGGAGCAUCCCCAGCCCAGUCUGGAGAUUCUCACCUUACUGGGGGGCCAACGAAUGCAUCACCUUAUGAGUUCUCGCCCCCUGGGGGCCCUGUGCCACUUUCUGUGUUGAUUCUCAGCCUGCUGGUUCUUUUUUUUUCUGCAGUCUUUGUUGCUGCAGGCCUCUUUGCCUAUGUGCUCCGACGGCGCCGGAAGAAGCUGCCCUUUAGAAGCAAGAGGCAAGAAGGUGUGGACCUUACUGGCAUCCAGAUGCAAUGCCACCGGCUUUUUGAGGAUGGUGGAGGUGGUGGAGGUGGAAGUGGAGGUGGUGGCAGACCCACUCUUUCCUCCCCAGAGAAGGCUCCUCCUGUGGGCCACGUUUAUGAGUACAUCCCCCACCCAGUUACCCAGAUGUGCAACAACCCCAUCUAUAAGCCUCGAGAGGAGGAGGAGGCGGCUGUUUCAUCAGUCCAGGAGGCAGCGAACGCAGAACGAGGGGGUUCUGGGACACAACCACCAGGAAUAGGUGAGGUUCUCCUAGGAAGUGAGCAGUUUGCUGAGACACCCAAGGAGAACCACAGCAACUACCGGACCUUGCUGGAAAAAGAAAAGGAGUGGGCCCUGGCAGUGUCCAGCUCCCAGCUCAACACCAUAGUGACGGUGAAUCACCAUCACCCUCACCAUCCAGCAGUUGGUGGAGUUUCAGGGGUAGUUGCAGGAACCGGGGGAGACUUGGCUGGGUUCCGCCACCAUGAGAAGAAUGGCGGGGUGGUGCUGUUUCCUCCUGGGGGAGGCUGUGGUGGUGGCAGUAUGCUACUAGACCGAGAGAGGCCACAACCAGCCCCCUGCACAGUGGGAUUCGUGGAUUGUCUCUAUGGCACUGUGCCCAAAUUAAAGGAACUGCACGUCCACCCUCCUGGCAUGCAGUACCCAGACUUACAGCAGGACGCCAGGCUCAAAGAAACCCUUCUCUUCUCGGCUGGAAAGGGCUUCACAGACCACCAAACCCAAAAAAGUGAUUACCUCGAGUUAAGGGCCAAACUUCAAACCAAGCCGGAUUACCUCGAAGUCCUGGAGAAGACAACAUAUAGGUUCUAACAGUAAAAGAAAAAUAAAUUAGUGUUUUUUUUUUUUUUCCAAAAGAAAAGGAAAAUAAAAGAAAUAUAUUCCUUGCUCCCUUUACACUUGUCCCAAUAACUCCAUUCUCACAAACUUCCCUGCCCUGAACAGCACUGAAACCGCAUGAUAACUAGAAAAUACAGAUGUAUGCUCUCCCCUCUCAGAUGUGAUUUGGAGGAAGGGCCAUACUCAGAUCAUUAAUCAAUGAAGUGCCUUCGCAGACUUUUGCCAGCAAAUGUUAUCAUUAUUUUUUUAUACUGAAACUUGAGACUUUGACUGUGCCAUGUAUAAGGUAUAUUGGGGAUCGUUGUAUUGAUCCUAAUUAAGUAAAACUCAAUGUGUCUUUUUAUUUUCAGUAUAUAUAUUUUUUAAUUUGUAGUUUUGUUUGACAGGGAGGGGGGAAAACAAAUUGAUAUUUGUGGCUUUCUUUCCUCUUCCCAUCAUGGCACAGAUUCUGUACAUGUAUUAACAAUGCAGUUUGCUGCAUGCCUGGAAACUGCAAGAUGGGGAGGGAGGGGGCGGGUCUUGCUCGAAUGUUCUCACCCACUCUUUUUUCUGUCACACACAUACCUACAUGCUAAUCACAAAUCCCUGCACACAGUUAGGUCCCUAAACCUGCAGCCUUUUCCUUCUGGUGUAGGAACACACACACACAAAUGUACACGUGUGCGUGUGCAUGCGCACACAAACACAGGUUCCCUAUUCCUUUUCAACCCAAUCUAAUUAUUUUGGGUUUGAUCCAUUCCUCUACUCUUCAUAGCUUCAUCUUCCCUUCACCCCUAGUGUACAGCUCUCUCCUACCACCGUGGGAAAAGUCAUAUUCUAGGUUGGAUCCUACUGAAGUGGAAGCCUGGUGGUUUAACAGCUGGAGGCACACCUAGGGAUGAGCAUCCUCUUUGUGACACUUCAUCCUGAUGCCAAGAUUUUUUGGAGAACAUCUGCACUUUCUUAUAUAUAUAUAUAUAUAUAUAUAUAUAAAAUAUUAAAAAAUAAAAAAGCAACUGGGUAUAUAUCACUAACAGCUUUGUAGGAAGCACUUUUAAUGUUUUCUCUCUCACACACAAAGAUUCAAAAGAAAUGUGCAUAUAUUUAUUCUGUAAUUUCAGUGAUUAUAAAUUGUAAAGGUAAUGUUUAAUCAUUGUAUAGUGAUUAUGCGUCUGGUAUAGCUUUCCUAAUAAAAAGUUUUUGAAAAACAUAAUACAUUAUAUAGAGGAUACCAAGCUUGAACCUUAAACUCCAGCUAUGCCAUGCCUUUCGUGCUCCCAUUUAAAAAAAAAAAAAAAAAAUCUUUCUUUUACUUGUUAUACAGAGAGCUAGUUUAUUAACAAGUUUGAUGCACUGUGAUGUUGAUAAAUCUUAUAACCCACCACCCCAUCACAUACCAGGAUACAACUGGGACUUAAAAAAAAUCUGAUUUAUGUAGUUGAGUUUUUUUCUCUUGGAUUAUGACUUUCAAAUUAAAAAACCCAGCGAUGCACCAGUUUUCCUAGGCAGGUUGUGAUUGGGAGAAAAUAAAGAAGUAGGUUUCUAAGAAGUAGAAGAUUAUAUAGAGGAGAUAAUAAAGGAAUCAAGGACCCAUGCACCUUAAGACAGUAAAUGACAUAAAGAAAAAGGAAAGUGAAAUUGCUAUUCUUUUUUAAAAACGUAGUAAAAUUACACACGCGCACACACACACCAAUCAAACUCCAAGGCCUUGGAGCCGAUUUGACUGUCCGAGUCCUGCUAUCUGUACAAGUUGUCAUUGUUAUAUUUAAGUACUGUUGUUUUUUUUUUCCAACCAUCUAACUAUAACUGGCCCCAGUCAGCUUGACCUAAGACAGAAGAUGCUGAAUGAGUUUUUCUUUCUGUAUGAUAUUAAAAUAAUGUUUAAAGUUAAUCUGACAAUAGUCCAAGUUAUAAUCCAUUUACAUGUGAGCGAAACCAAAGAAAAUUGGAUUUUUAAGGUGCCAGUAUCUUGUUUGUGGAGGAAACUAAACUGAUACAAAGAAACCGGAGCUUUAAGGCAGGCACUUAUCUCAUUUCGCCAGUAGAGGGUAGCAGAGCUCCAGAGAUUGACAGACCCUGUAGCUGCAGAAUUGUGCAGUGAGGCCAGUGUUCUAUUAGUUUUCUCAAGCUGCCCGUAGUAGAAAUUAUAUGUUGAAUGUAAUUCACCACAAGUCACCAAUGCCUUACAUCACUUUUUUUUUUCAUAAAAAAACUUGCAGCUUCUAAAGCUGUUACUGAUAUAAAAAUAAAGGCAUUGUACUUAAAAAAAACCAUGAAUGUCUAGAACAUAUUUAUAUAUCUCUUAAUUAUAAAUGGGUAUCACCGUGAGUAUGCAUAAAAUAAAAAACACACAUGUAUCAAUAAAAAAUGUAACUAUUCAGGGCCGUCUUACAUUUGGCACAUUGUACCUAAAUUUUCUGUCUUUUGUUGUUUGAAGUACAUUGGAAUUACUUCAGAUGAAGAAAAACCUAAUUCACUAUUUCUCUACAUACAAUAUUGAAAUGUAGCUUUUCUUACACAAGAGGAUCAGAUUUACAAUUAAAUAGGUGUCAUUCUCCUUUUCCGGUUUAUUCUCUUUUUACUUUCCCAUAAGUUAGCUUUUCCCUAGUUAUCUCACUUUGCUUAUUCCUUCUAAUCAUCCAUCCCUUCUUCACAAGUGAAGUCUUUUUUUUUUUUUUUUUUUUUUUUAAGCACAGGAAGUCAGUGUUUUAAACACCUUUAAGUGUUUUAAAAUCUGAUCUACAGAGUCCCUCUAAACUAGGGAUUUAUUGUGUCCCCAUUCCUCCUCAAUAAAAUACUCUGGUGAAUGGUAGAAAGCAUGUUCAUAAUAAAAAUCCAAAAUGCAAAGCUAGAUACUUCUGACAGUUAUCAUCAUCUCCUUAAUAACCACGCACACAUUCAUAACAUGGCAUAUUAUACAAAUCAAGUUAAAGUACAAUCCCUAAUGAUCCUGGUGCUUUUGACAUUUGAAAAAUGUGUGUCCAUAAAUCGUAUCAAAUUAUAAUAUAACCUGAUAAUUAUGUUUAUAUUUUAUUUAUUAAAAACAGAAAGUAAGACUGUCUUGUCUUAAAUAUAGGUAGUAAUUUUACUCUUGAAUAAGGAAUAAAUUUUAUUUAGUGAAAAUAAAUUUAUACGAGAAUGGAAUUUUGUAUGCAAGGAGAUAAAUUUUUGCUUCCAUGGAGUUUUCUACCCCUUUGGCUAGGCUCCUUAUUUUAGCUGUGCAUUGGAAUUACUCAAGUUAGCUUUAAUUUAUAAUACCAGAUAGGUUUUCAGAAAGUACCAAGGGUAUUACUAUAAUUUCUAUGAUUAGGAUUUGUUCCAUGUUUUUGUUGUGAUAAAAAUUAUUUUUGAGAAAAAGAUCGCUAAUUCACCUCAUAGUGAUGGCCAAGUUGACUGAAGCAGACCCAGAUCUGACAGAAAUUUGUUAUUAUUCAUUGCUACUUACUACAAAUUAUAGUAAUAAUAUUUGAAAAUAAUAAAAUGCAAUGUCUCUUUAACUAUAAAGAUGGUGAGUGGAAAAUAGUUAUAAGUGAAAUAUUAGUUUGACACAGUAACAGUUUUAACAUAUUAUUGAUCAUAUACA